Staurois parvus is the source of this 357-nucleotide messenger RNA. Lineage: Eukaryota; Metazoa; Chordata; Amphibia; Anura; Ranidae. The record is from the annotation of a GenBank genome assembly.
GGACUGUGUACAUUGCUAAAAGAGCCAUGUCAAACUAAACGUCCACAAAAACCUUGGUGGGCUGAUGAAUGGGAAAUCCCUCGCAACAAACUGCAACUGGUAAAAAAACUAGGUGCUGGUCAGUUUGGAGAGGUGUGGAUGGGGUAUUACAAUGGGCAUACAAAAGUGGCCAUAAAGAACCUUAAACAAGGCACAAUGUCAGCAGAAGCAUUCCUAGCUGAGGCUAAUCUGAUGAAACAACUACAGCAUCCGCGACUGGUCCGUUUAAAUGCUGUGGUGACCCAGGAACCUAUUUAUAUUGUGACCGAAUAUAUGGAAAAUGGAAACUUGGUUGAUUAUUUGAAGACAACACACGGC